AUAUGCCUCUGGCACAGCUGAGCCAAAAAAAAAAAAAAAAAAAAAGCUCAAGCUGUUGCAGAAACUGGGAAUGCAAAUGAAAAGAACCCACUUUUACUAACAUCUCUGGGACAUUUGAGAGUCAGGGUUCCAAGCCCCUCAUUUAAAGGAAAUUAUUGCAACGAUAAUUAGGAAACCUACCAAACUGGACAACAAUGUGCUGCAGUGGGACAUCUGUUUAAGAUUCAGCAGUUUUCCUUCUGGAUGUCAGGAUCUUAUUGAGGAGAUUUCUGCGUGGAGUGAAGCUUGCUGAAGACUACCUCUUGGAUUCUUCGCUGAGGAAAUUUUGAUCUGGAUUGUCAAUGAGCAACACAACACAAUGAAGACCUGCUCAGGAAUUUGGCAGUCCAGACAAGAGAAUAAUGGAUACAGAGCUAAACAUCAGCUUCCUGACUCACAGCUCAAAUCCUUAGCCACAGUGCAAUGACUUGCCCAAGGCCAUUUAGUCAGUGGCUUGGCUUGAUUCAAAUCCAGCACCAUCCAUUACACCACCCCAAUUCUGAUACAGCAACUUCUACUAAGCUUCUUCUUCCUCAUGUUUCACCAUGAUCUUCCUGGUUCUGCUUGUCUGGACUGUGCCCUGCAUAGCUAAUCAGCUCCUAAGUAGCUUUGUAAAAGCAGAAAUUCAGAAAGGCUCCAAGCAACUUGUAUGCAGCAUCCCAGGACCACAAGGCCCUCCGGGCCCUCCUGGAGCUCCAGGUUCCCACGGGACUGUAGGGAGGAUGGGUUUCCCAGGAAAAGAUGGACAGGAUGGAAAGGAUGGGGAGAAAGGAGAGGAAGGAGAGGAAGGUCCACAAGGCAGAACAGGAAAUCCAGGCAAACCAGGACCAAAAGGAAAAGCAGGAGCCAUUGGUAAAGCUGGACCUCGUGGUCCAAAGGGCCUAAAGGGGAACCCUGGGAAAAGUGGAGGAACAGGAAAGAAAGGCCCCAAAGGAGCACAGGGUGACCCCGGGAUGCCAGGCCCUUGCAGCUGUGGGGCCAACAAAGCCAAAUCGGCCUUCUCUGUUGCUGUAACCAAAAGCUACCCAAGAGAGAGGUUGCCCAUCAAAUUUGACAAAAUCCUUAUGAAUGAAGGUGGACAUUACAAUGCAUCCAGUGGGAAAUUUAUCUGCAGAAUCCCUGGGAUCUACUACUUCACCUAUGAUAUCACUUUGGCCAAUAAACACUUGGCUAUUGGGCUGGUACAUAAUGGGCAGUACAGGAUAAAAACAUUUGAUGCCAACACUGGUAACCAUGACGUCGCUUCCGGAUCAACUAUCCUCUCCCUGAAGAAGGAUGAUGAAGUCUGGCUGCAGAUAUUCUACUCAGAACAAAAUGGACUCUUUUAUGAUCCCUACUGGACAGACAGCCUUUUUACUGGCUUUCUGAUAUAUGCUGACCAGGAAUAUCUCAAUGAAAUAUAAGGGGAGACUGCCACCAUCCAUGAAUCCUAACAGAAAUAAGAGCAUGUCCAUGCAUCUGUGAAAUAUCCCUUUUUCUACCGUAGCAGACCUAACCUGGACUAUGACCCAAAACUACUGCUACAGUAUUUAUAGAUAAACAGUCUAAACAUUU
This is a messenger RNA of Hemicordylus capensis (graceful crag lizard), 1593 nucleotides long. RefSeq names its product C1q and TNF related 2 (gene C1QTNF2). The coding region runs from base 585 to 1442 and encodes 285 amino acids. Gene Ontology annotation, molecular function: protein binding. The transcript has 4 exons. The record is from RefSeq and is a predicted model, not a curated record. NCBI's taxonomy places the organism in Eukaryota, Metazoa, Chordata, Lepidosauria, Squamata, Cordylidae.